GACCAGUUCAUUGUGGCAUUUACACGAGAUACUCUACUCCUAGGCAACAUGGACUCGAACCGGCUAUCGGAGGUUCCAUGGAAUAACCAUGCUCAUACCAAAUUCUUUUUCGAUAAUCCCGAUGUGGUGAUGGCGUUCAAAUCCGGGGAGCUGCUCCUUAUUGAAUACGGGGAUGAUGAAGUGAUGGGUUGCGCUAGGACAGAGUAUGUUUCACCUCAUUUAAUAAGCUAUCGAUCUGUUACGGCUCAUCAGCCCUCAUCAUCAUCAUCGUCGCAUAUACAUG
Molecule: messenger RNA, 283 nt
Organism: Perkinsus marinus ATCC 50983
Lineage: Eukaryota; Perkinsozoa; Perkinsida; Perkinsidae
Exons: 3
Biological process (GO): intraciliary transport
Cellular component (GO): intraciliary transport particle B; axoneme; ciliary basal body
Source: RefSeq, a predicted model, not a curated record